Arvicola amphibius (Eurasian water vole) is the source of this 2095-nucleotide messenger RNA. It is a transcript of the gene Sting1, whose product is annotated as stimulator of interferon response cGAMP interactor 1. The transcript is spliced from 9 exons. Bases 309 to 1448 code for a protein of 379 amino acids. Gene Ontology annotation, cellular component: autophagosome; endoplasmic reticulum membrane. Lineage: Eukaryota; Metazoa; Chordata; Mammalia; Rodentia; Cricetidae. Gene Ontology annotation, biological process: activation of innate immune response; positive regulation of type I interferon production; positive regulation of macroautophagy. Gene Ontology annotation, molecular function: 2',3'-cyclic GMP-AMP binding; cyclic-di-GMP binding. The record is from RefSeq and is a predicted model, not a curated record.
GUAGCAUGUGCUGUUUACCCUAUUCUCUCAAUCUCCCCGGUCCCAGUCCUCCCCUCCGGUAUCCCAGGCACUAGCAGUAGAGGCUUUAUGAGCAUCUGGAAAUCCUGUGGUGCUGGUCACUGUUGGUCCUCGUGUGGAGUUCUGCAAGGUGUCCCCUGGAGUGUGUCACAUCCUGGGAGCUUGAAAGGAACCCAGAGUGCAGGGCUGUGGCUGCUGUCUACACUUCAAGAGGCCACUUGCCGAUAGCUACUGUAUGUCUCUUGCCUGCCUCUCCUGCUCCUGGAACACCUCCCUCUAGGAGGCCCAAGAUGCCAUAUUCUAGUUUGCAUCCAUCCAUCCCACGUCCCAGAGGUAACCGAUCCAAGCAGGCAGCCUUGGUCUUGCUGGUGACCAGCCUGACGAUCCUUUGGGGGCUCGGUGACUCACCGAAUCACAUUCUCCAGUACCUGGUAUUCCAUCUGGCCUCCCUGCAGCUUGGACAACUGUUGAAAGAGGCCUGCUGUCUGACUGAAGAGCUGCAUCAUGUUCACUCCAGGUAUCAGAGCAACUACUGGAAGGCUGUGUACGCUUGUCUGGGCUGCCCCAUCCGCCGUAUGGCCCUGCUGCUGCUGUCUGUCUAUUUCUACUGCUUCCUCCCAAAUACUACUGGCCUGAGUCUCAGUUGGAUGCUCACCUUCCUGGCCCUCUCAGAGUCCCUCAACAUCCUUCUGGGCCUCAAGAACCUCGCCCCAGCAGAAAUUUCUGCCAUCUGUGAAAAAAGAAACUUCAAUGUUGCCCAUGGGCUGGCCUGGUCAUACUACAUCGGGUACCUUCGGCUCAUCUUGCCAGGGCUCCAGGCCAGGAUCCAAAUGUUCAACCAGCAACACAACAACAUGCUACGGGGAGCAGGGAGCCGAAGGCUGUAUGUUCUCUUCCCGUUGGACUGUGGGGUGCUUGAUGACCUGAGUGUGGCUGACCCCAAUAUUCGCUUCCGAGAUAAACUGCCCCAGCAAAGCAUAGACCGUGCUGGCAUCAAGAAUCGGAUUUAUUCCAACAGUGUCUAUGAGCUUCUAGAGAAAGGGCAGCCAGUAGGCGCCUGUAUCCUGGAGUACGCCACCCCCUUGCAGACCUUGUUUGCCAUGUCACAGGAUGGGAAAGCUGGCUUUAGUCGGGAAGAUCGGCUUGAGCAGGCCAAACUCUUCUGCCGGAUACUUGAAGACAUCCUGGCUGAUGUCCCUGAAUCUAAAAACAAUUGCCGCCUCAUUGUUUACAAAGAACCUCAGGAGGGAGACAGUUUCUCCCUGUCUCAGGAGGUUCUCCGGCACAUUCGUCAGGAAGAACGGGAGGAAGUGACCAUGAAUGACCUCCAGACCUCAGUGGCGUCCCACUCCUCCGUGCUGUCCCAAGAGCCGAGACUCCUCAUCAGUGACAUGGAGCAGCCGCUCCCACUCCGCACAGACCUCAUCUGAGGCAUGGGGCAGCCUUGCCUGAGCUGCUGGUGAUCCUUCAGCAUUCUGACUGGGGCUUCCCUCAGUGACUGAGGGGGUGACUCACAGAGAUCUCACAUCUCCUGACAAGUCCCACAUUCCUGGGCGAGCCAUUGUAUGUAUCUGAGCCUCAGCCUACUCCCCUAUAGAAUGGGAUCAUAGGGUUCUUGUGAGGACUAACCAUGUAGAAGCUUGGUGUCAAUUGCCAGGUAAAACUAAGAGAUAGGUCAAGUAUUUGCCACCAUGGAUGCUCCAGCAUUCUCUGUUCCUUGUCGCCCUGUCUGGAUGGGACCAGCGGACCAGCUUCUGGUCAUGUGUGUUCAAUGGGAGCUUCAGCAGAUGAAUGGAGGGAGGGAGGAGGGCACAUUAGGAACAUGCAUUCUGUUAGCUGUAUGUAGUCGCAGUGGGCUGUCCUGCCAGGCCACCUUUUCAGUAAACAUAUCUGUUCUCAUGGUUUUGGAGGAGCCUCUUCCCCUUGUCCCUAGCACUGGUAUUUGUGUGACACUGAAGAAGUUACUCUCAGCCGGGCGGUGGUGGCGCACGCCUUUAAUCCCAGCACUCGGGAGGCAGAGGCAGGCGGAUCUCUGUGAGUUUGAGACCAGCCUGGUCUACAAGAGCUAGUUCCAGGA